Vollenhovia emeryi is the source of this 2203-nucleotide messenger RNA. RefSeq names its product 26S proteasome non-ATPase regulatory subunit 5. The transcript is spliced from 2 exons. The record is from RefSeq and is a predicted model, not a curated record. Gene Ontology annotation, biological process: proteasome assembly. Bases 249 to 1760 code for a protein of 503 amino acids. Lineage: Eukaryota; Metazoa; Arthropoda; Insecta; Hymenoptera; Formicidae. Gene Ontology annotation, cellular component: cytosol.
UGCAUGCAUGAAAUGUCGGUAACACGAGAGUGUUAUUGAUUUUUCGUAACGCGAGUAAUCGGAGUAAUCGUUGCGAUUGUAUUUUGAGAGACAUAAUUAGAUAUUACACGAUUGAAAUAUACAGCUGAUGGUGCCGACUCGGUAUCAAUCAAUCUACUGAGGAGAGAACGUAAACGUAGCGCAUUCGAACGUGUCCCUGAUCGCGGACGAUUAUUGAGGAGAGCGGAUUCUCCGUCGAUGAGCCGACCAUGACGGAGUGGUACCAAGCGAGGAUUCUGCGUCUGUGCGAAUUGGACAAUGCCGAGGACAAGAGGAACGUUCUCACGGACAUCAAGCUCAAAUUCGGCGCCCUGAAUAACCGGGACGCCGAGCAGGUCGCCCGCGGCCUGGACUACGGGCCGCUCUAUUCGCAGCUAACCUCCAACGACAGAGAAGUCGUAGAGCAGAUAUGCGACCUUCUGACCAUUUUGUUCGGCCUGCUGGAACCUGGGGAGAUUUAUCAGAAGUAUUUGGUCGAAGUGUCCACUCUGAUAACCAAUCCAAAUGCCAGCGUGAGAUUACUCGUGCUGCGCGAGUUUCUGCGUACGGCCUUGCAUCCGCAAAAGAUAUUUGAGCUGCUCGCGGACACCACUCUUCUCAUCUCAAUUGUAACGAGAAUCGGCGACAACGACUUGAACGUCGCCGAAUGCGCGAUGAGCGUGGUGAAGAAGAUUGGAGAAAAUCCAAACGGCUUGCACAUCCUGUACAAGGGCGAGCUCCUUAGAACGUUCGCCAGGCUGCUGCAGAACGACGCCAUUAGCUUUCGCGUUUACGAAGUGAUCGUGGACAUUGCCAAGACGUCUCAAGAGGCGCUCGAGAUAUCGGCCCAAUCGGGCUUUUUGAACAGUUUGAUCAACAUACUGGAGAACGAGGACAUACUGCUCCAAUUGAAUGCCCUGGAGAUACUGACUCAACUAGCCGUGUUCGAGGAGGGCCUGAGUUAUCUAGAGCAGCAAGAGGUGCUGAGCAAGCUCGUCCAGAAAAUAGCGCAAGUCAACGAGAAUCCCCUGUCGAACCUUCUGAUCCCCGGAUUGAUGAAGUUCUUUGGUAACGUCGCGCGUCACUGGCCCAACGAGUUAUUCUCCAGAUAUCCCGUGAUAAUCUCCGCGCUCUUCGACGUGAUAGACAGCGGGGAUCAGAAUAUCCUGGGUCCCGCGUUGGAUACAUUGGGAUUUGUGUCCGCGAGCAUCGAGGGCAAGUACGCGUUGCAGGCCCUGGGGGACGCGAUGCCGAGCGCCCUUAAGAAAAUCGCCGAGAUAGUGCAGAGAAUGCCCACUGCUCUGAGAAUUCGCGGCUUAAACAAUCUCGCCCUCAUACUCGAGGUCAAGAGAGUCGAGCAGGACAAUCGAAUUUUGUCCCUGACGAAGCUGUGGUUCGACUCGCUCUGCGACGAUCCAUUGGGUAUGAUCGUGGCGAUGUGCAGACAACCGUUUGCUGAUAUCAGACAGGCUGGUCUGGAAGUGCUGGCGGUUAUUAGUCCACAAGUGUGGGGGCAAGAAUACAUAUCCACGUAUCCUGGCCUAGUAGAGUUCCUAUUAGAUAGAAAUAUCGAAUCAUUUAAAGAGUGCAAGGAUGCGAAAUACCAAGUUGUCAAGUGUUUGUCUCAAGCGGAACGGGAUAUAUUCGACGCGGAUACCAUGCAGAAAUUCAAGCAGUUCGUUAACGAGGGUCCAUACUUUGUCGAUGUUAAUACGGAAGUCGCGAUUGAAGGUGCUUUGUAAAGCAACGGGGAAUAAACUGUACACAUUCAAUAUUAAACAUUAUGUUAGGCAUAACAUGAUGACAUGAGCAACUUCAGUGAGGGACAGAAAUAUUUAUUUUUCAUUUUAUUCGUAAGCGAAAGGUUAGUACCACAGAAGGUUGGUCUUUAUUCGACGUUCUUGUAUUUAAGUACAAAUAAGCCAACGUUAUUGAAAUACCUACGUUUAGUCUCUUUUUUUCCGAGCGGUUCUCCUCAUUAACGAAACAUUAUCGACAUUAUAUAACUGGAAUUUAUAUACAAAGAGAAAUAAUUUAUUUUAUAUCUAGCGAUACACAAAAGGAUCUACAUUGUUACAUAUUUGAAACAAAUCAAAUAAAUGGUAUUAAAAUACAUGCGUAUAUAUGUAUUAAUGUUCGCGAUAUUUUAUCAUUGUUCUUCGCGGAUUUACGAAAUUUAUACGUA